GUCUCUCGCGGGCUCGAGGCUCGGCGCUGACUGCAGAGGAAGUGCAGUAUGGCGGAGCGAUGCUAAAGCACAACAAACCUGUGCUAAAAACAUCGGGAUAAAACACCGAAAACCUGCCGAUUCACCGCACAAUCCGGCCGCUCCGCGAUCAUAAACACACACGGACCCGCGGCUCGAUAAUCGCGCGCUCUCUUUGUGUCGCCGACGGUGUUUUUGUUUCGUCGCGACACUUUACGAUCCCGUAACAACGCAAACUAGGGUAUUAUUCUUUCGUUUUCACCUUUAUUACGCGUUUAAAACAAAUACAUUUAACUCUUCAUUAAACGGCAAAUCCUCGCAGAAAUCAAAACACCGCAGGAGUGAGAGUAAAGGCUUUAUGUAUUAUUUCACCGAACGGUAAAACGAUGGAGAAAAAGCAGCAUAAAUCCGACAAACCUCACCGCCAUCUUCAUCAUCACCCUCCUCCUCCUCAGCAGUCCUCCAGCAGCAGCAGCGGGGAGUCCGGCGGCAGCAGCCCGGCGCACGGGGCGCCCAGAGCGGCCAACGCCUUCGCCAACGACGGCAGCUUCAUGGAGCUGUUCAAGAAGAAGAUGGAGGAGGAGGAGAGGAGGAAGAGAGAAAGAGAGGGAGAGGAAGAGGAGGACAAGACGAGGAGCUCCGCCGCGCCGCCGGACAGGAAGCCGCUGAGCGCGAGCUUUGUGGGCAAGCGGAGAGGAGGCGCGAGACUCGCCCUCAAGACCGGGAUGGUGGCCAAGAAACAGAAGCCCGACUCCGAGGUGGAGGCUGGGAAGGGAGACGCCUGGACUUCAUACAUGGCAGAAGUGAAGAAGUAUAAAGCGCAGCAGUGUGGAGACGAUGAUAAGACCAGACCGCUGGUCAAAUAGACUGAACUGCUUCCUGUGGAGACGCCGUCACUGCCAUUCUCCCUCAGCUCCAGUCUCAUCCUGUGCGCCGUAUUUGCUCAUUUGUUGGAUUCUGGUUCUUUUUGAGUGGUUAUGAUUUAGUUUGUGGCAUUAGACCAUUCUCGUUCACCUUGUUGAUAUUUUGUACUCUACAUGUUUGCUACUUGAAUGUCACCUGAUGAAGAUUGACGAUGACGAAUUAAACUCACAGUACCACA
Carassius auratus (goldfish) is the source of this 1120-nucleotide messenger RNA. Its product is annotated as telomerase RNA component interacting RNase. The coding region runs from base 405 to 884 and encodes 159 amino acids. Gene Ontology annotation, molecular function: 5'-3' exonuclease activity; 3'-5' exonuclease activity. The record is from RefSeq and is a predicted model, not a curated record. NCBI's taxonomy places the organism in Eukaryota, Metazoa, Chordata, Actinopteri, Cypriniformes, Cyprinidae. The transcript is spliced from 3 exons.